GGCUGGCCGCGGGGCCAUGGAGCCGCUGGUGCUGCUCAAUGCCCUGGCCACGCGGCUGCUCUUCGUGCUUCACUCGCUGGUGGGCGUCUGGCGGGUGACCGAGGUGAAGAGGGAGACCCGCUUCUGGCUGCUCACACUUCUUCAUCUCCCGCUCGUCCUGGAGACGGUGCUCACGCUGAAGAAGCGCCGCGGCCGAGGCUACCCCGGAUUUUCGCCCGCCAUAUUUUUCUAUCUGAUUAGCAUUGUACCAUCGUUAUGGCUCCUGGAAAUGCAUCAUGAGACGCAGUACUGUAGUAACCAGGCCGAAGGACUGUCCCGGAAUACCAGUAGCAAGAGGGACUUCAAUCAAACUCAGCUGAUGAAAAGCCAAAACUCAGGCGCCGAGGCUCUCCUUGAGACGGCCAAAGAUUUUGUCAAUAAUUUAUCGACUGUGUGUGAAAAAGUUUGGACUCUGGGACUCCACCAGACCUUCUUGUUAAUGCUGAUUAUUGGAAGAUGGCUUCUACCCAUUGGUGGAGGAAUCACACGGGACCAGUUAUCUCAGCUUCUUCUCAUGUUUGUGGGGACUGCAGCUGACAUACUUGAGUUUACUAGUGAGACCCUGGAAGAACAAAAUGUGAGAAAUAACCCUGGACUUGUUUAUGCAAUACUUGCCAUUUGGACCUGGAGCAUGCUACAGUUUCCACUUGACCUCGCAGUACAGCAUUUUGUCUGCCCCUCAACUGUGACAUCUAAGAGGUUCACCAGUUUGUUCCUCUGCCAAUAUAGUGCUGACGUGUGGAACAUUGGAAUCAGUCUCUUCAUCCAGGAUGGGCCUUUUUUGGUGGUCCGCCUCAUCCUGAUGACCUAUUUUGAAGUGAUCAACCAGAUGCUGGUAUUCUUCGCUGCAAAGAACUUCCUUGUUGUGAUGUUGCAACUUUACCGCUUAAUCGUGUUGGCGCUGGAUGUUCAGGCUUCCUUGAAGGAACGGCAGAACAGCCUGAGAGGAGAAGACAGCUUUCCAACCAAGCCUAGGGAAAGGGAGCUUUCACCCUGUACUGGAGAUAGUGAAACCACAGAGGAAGCACCUAUUCCUCUAGUGGAUUCCCCAGGGACAGCUGAGUGUUGCUGAAUUCAGAAAUUGUCUUCCCAAAUAGUAAGGUAUUUCAGCAACAUUCCAAGCAUUUAGUAAGUGCUUCCUCUUUGCCAGGCACUGGGGAAAUAGACUGAAAUGAAUCUCUUACCACAAGGAGUUUUGAGUCUACUAGAAAGUAAACUUCUGUAAAGUUCUCUCUUUUUAUUUCUGAAUCUUUUUUGUAACAUCUGAAUAUGUCAUUGUGACUUGAUCUUUUUUCCCAUCUUAGCACAGAACUUUGUUUAAAGAUUAAAAAAAAAGAGGAAGAAAAGAUUUUCAAGAAUCACCAAGAGAUUUAAAAAAAAAAUGACUGUGAUGAAUGAAGGCUCUUUGGCUGAUUGCUAUCAUUCUAACUUUCAUCUGAUGGAAUCAGGAAGUACCAGUCCAGAGAUGCAAGAGCUCUGAAUGCAUAUGAACAAUAUGCAGAGAUGUCAUUGGGUUUUGGUUACACAUCCUUGGAAACUAUUCCAUAGAAAGAUGAAAUAUCAAAAAGGUCACCUGAAAAUACAGAGCCUUGGACUUUGUCUCCACCAACAGAAUGUCUCCUUUUCAAUUUCCACCAAUGUCUUUGUGACAUAAAAGGUUAUAUUCAGUGAAUGCAGAACAGAUCAAAGAAAGAUUUUUAAAAUGUCCUAAAAAUUACCUCAUUGUGGGCAGGAUGCUAGGGGAAACCCCUGCCCAUUCAUAGCUGCAUAGGUCAUCCCAGGAAAAAAAAAUCUUGUUCCUGGACCUAUAGAUUCCUUCACAAUGGUAUCUGGACUCUCAAAAAAUAGUAUGAAAAAAAUAGUAUGAUACUUGGAAACAAUUCAGUGGAAGCCCCUUCUUUUCCAUGUACAGGCCCAUCCUGCCCAGUGCUAUUUAUUGGUUCUACUUAAAAACACCAUGGUAGGUGAAACAAUAUUACAGGGACCAACAUCCCAUGGCAACAAUAUCAGGAAUGGAUGGUUGGCCAGAGAAUGUCACAGUGAAUUUUCACAGUUUCAUGGUGGAGUUUGGUUAUAAGUUAUCAAUGAUAUUGUUGCAAAACAGCCUGAGUCAGGUCUCCUUAUAUAGAUUGGGUGGGAACACCAGCUUCUGCAUCAGAAAUGCUGGUUCCUUCCUGCCAAGCAAAGUGGCUGGUUUUGCUCUUUGAAGCAUACAGCACUGAAUUUCCUAAUCAUAGAUUAGGGUUGAUUUAUGAAGACUCGUUGGGUCCAAGCCUCUCAUUGUACAGAUUGGGAAACUGAGGCCCUGGGGGAUGAUAAGAUCAUAAAUAGAGGGUUCUAUGGGACCUUAAUGUCAUCAAGCUUAGGCCCCACAUUUGAGAAAUGAGGCAGUGGAGACCUGCAGAAGUUAAAUGCCCAAGCUUCAGUGCCUGGAUUCAGACCCAAGUCUUCUGACUCAAGAUCUAAUACUCUAGACCUUCUUGCCUCCUAAAGCCUUGCUGUACCAUUUCAACUGGAGCCAUAAGCAAAUCAUUAUAGAAAGUGCUUGUACAAAGAAUGUGGAAUUUAAUAGCUGGCCUUUAUUUGGCAUUUUUACAUUUGAUCUCAUUGGAUCCUCACAAUGACCUGUGAGGUCGGUGCUAUAAGUAUCCCUCUUUUAUAGAUGAGCAAACUAAGGCAAAGGUUUGCCUGACUUGUUCAGAAUCACCCAGCUGCUAAGGUGUCUGAGGCAAGAUUUGAACUCAGGUCUUCCUGACAUCAAAUGUACUG
Messenger RNA from Dromiciops gliroides (monito del monte), 2808 nucleotides. It is a transcript of the gene TMEM26, whose product is annotated as transmembrane protein 26. The record is from RefSeq and is a predicted model, not a curated record. Bases 17 to 1111 code for a protein of 364 amino acids. Lineage: Eukaryota; Metazoa; Chordata; Mammalia; Microbiotheria; Microbiotheriidae. The transcript is spliced from 6 exons.